CUCACAUAGAUCUAACAAUUCAUUCUACAGGGAAUGUCUGUCUGUGUUUAGGCAGAGUAAGAAAAGCACACAGCACAACACAGCAGAGGUUAGAGUAACUGAAGACCAAGGAAAAUGUCUAAUGAACUUGAGUAAGUACUACAUCCUUAUGCUACUUGUGAUAUUCGUAACUUCAUGUUAUGAUUUAUUUUAAAUGGUUAAAAAUAUAUCCUGAAAUAUGUUGUGUCUUUACUUUAGUUUGUUUUUGUUUUGUUGUUUUUGCGUUGGUUUUUUUUUGUCUUUUUUUUUUAUAUACGGUAAUUGAUUUUUUUAAAUUUUGUUAUAUAAUUUGUUUACAUAUAUGUUUGGAUGUUAAUUUUGUAUAUAAUAGUUUUUAUUACUAGCUAGAAAACCGCAAAACUAUGUACCAGGACAAAGUUCUUAUGGGGAGCUUUUGUAGAUGUGCAGCAUUUUGGAUAAAAUCCAAGUAGGUUUCUGCUGAUUGCUUCACGUAUAGCUAUUUUCCCCAUAAUUUCUCCAAAUUCCCUUUAAAAAUAUGACUAUCUCUCACAAACAUUGGUUACUGAAUCGCCAAACUGUGCCACCUCCAACCUAUUUAGUGCCCAUUUAUCUAACACAUAAAGAUUUUAUAUGCAAUAGCCUCUCUUAUAUCCAUAAAGAGUAAAUGUAUUUGCAAAGACACAUUAAGUAAAAUCUGAGACCGACGUGUGUGUGUGUGUGUGUGUGUGUAUAAAAUUUGUAUUUGGCAAUACAGUAAAACUUUCAUUUUUUUCAGAGGUUUUUUUAUAAAGUACAAACUAUAACAUAACACAUUCUCUAUUGUUUAUUCCAUUUGUCAGUAUUAACAUAAGAAUACUCCCCAUACACAUUCUCAGUAUGUUUUAUUUAUAUACUGAUUUAGGAUAUCUUUGUGCUGUUUCCUAAAAAAAGAUUUAGCUUAGUAUAUAUUUGCAAUUCAAAGCAUAACGUUUGUGUGUGGUAUCAGUUAUUAAUACAAUUACUGGAUUUGGAAGAAGAUAUUUUGUUAUAGUUUAUAUUAUGAAAUUAUAAUAUUUCCUAGAGGAGAUGAUAGCAGUUUAACUCUUGCUCCCAGACAGGUGCAUAAAGGCACAUACUGUUGUGUGUCGCAGCUGGAGACUGUUUGCUUCUGAUUGGUUGUGACAUAUAUUUGGCAUUACCACAAAUGGAAUUUACUGUCAAUAUUUAGCAACAUACUAUCAUAUAGUGCAUUAUUUAUACUGUCUAUCAUAAGUUCCAUAUUGUGUAUUGUGUUGCCACUUGAGUUUACAGUAUAAAUAGUAGAGGGGUAUGAAGAAGUCAGAUUCCUUGGGGGGAAAAAAGGGAUCUACUUUUCCACGAUGCAUAAGAAAAGUUGUUAAAAAUGCAUGAAAUCAAGUAAAACAUUAAUUCUGUAUAGUCUCUACUUCUGCAUUACAUUGGCAAUUUCUGGAGAAGGUUUGCAUAUAGUAGACACAUUGGUCUCUGGUACUGAUUCUGGUCUUUCCAAGCUCAGGCACAAAAUAGGGAAAAGGCUGCUUCUGAUAAAAUAGAUUGCUAAAGAAAUGACUUGGGUUUUAAGGUAUUUUUAUUUGGAUACGUAUGAACUGAGCCAACAAUUUUUACAUGAAUUCCAGCAAUAAAAACAAAUCCUAAUAAAAUAACAGCAUAAUCCACAUAAUUAGUGUUUUUACCGACACGCACAUCUAAAUCUUGGUGUGGCUUUUUGAUUGUAUACUUAACUCCUUUGCUUCUGAAGUUGUGUGUUCUUGAAAAAAAAUAUCCUCUUAAGACAAACUGGCACCAUGAACACAAAAGCCAGAUUCUUCCUAAAAUUAUAUAGUUUCAGUCUAAUUUCAACAUAGAAUAAAUGGUUUCUGGCCUAUUCUGAUUACGAGGGCCUUUCUAUUCUUUUUGUCUAGACGUAAGAAUGGUACAUGCACUGGUUCUUUAUACUCCCAGAGAUACAGAUUUAGAAUAAGAUGUGUGUGCCACAAUCAUGUAAAUACAAUGUUAACUAAAGAAAACAGUGUGUGUGUGUUUGUUUAACCCCUUUGUGGAAAAUGCUAAUUAGAUCCAGCUGUAAUUACCCCAGGCAGCUUGAAGAAUGGCCUUUUAACUACUUUAUGCAACGUUAUUCCUUUGUUCUUGUAAGGUGUAUUGGAAUAAAGACCAUUACUUAUGUAAAUUUAAAGCAGGUAUACACAACCUUAACAAUGAUGUUGCAAGGUGUCAUUUCAUGUGGUACUUCUGCUAUAAUUUUUAUGUUUGCAAUUUUUUUUGCCUAGUUUAGUGUUUGUUUGUUUUUGUUCUGUGUUUGUAAGUUUGUUUUUUUGUUGGGGUGUUUUUGUGUGUUGUUUUGUUAUCUGGUACUUAAAGUAAAGAAAGUCUGUGUUCUAAAAACAGAGUAGAAUUAUUAGUUUUUUUGUUUUUUUUUUAAUUGGGGAAAGGGUAGGAUAUUUUGCAAAAUGUUGUAGUGUUGAUGCCGUGUGUUUAGGAUUAUCUUGAUUCAUGUGCUACUGAAUUCUCUUAUCAAAAAGUAAAUUUGAUGACGUGUAAGUAACUGGUUUAGUUAUUAUCUUUAUGGCUUCUCCCAUAUGUAAAUUUCUCCAUUUAGAAGUUAUCCAUGUUUAUCUUCAAGCUCUGUAUUGCUAAAUUUUAUAAGGUCUCAGCUAAUCAAAGGACAUGGAUGAAUUGAGAAAGCUGCCUUUAAAGUAUUUUCUGCAUUGUCUACAUACUACUUUUGUCGCUACAAUGUAUAGAUGAACAUUGAAAAUAAACAUGCCCACCUGUAAGGCUAAAUCGUACAUAAAUGUGCUAUGGUUUAGAAACACUAAACAUCAGCAAUAUUUGCUAUGCAACUUUUUUUAAUUCUAUUUUUUUAACCAGUUUAUACAUUUUAAGAGCAUUGUUAAGCUCAAUCUAUUUACAGGUAACUUUUCAUACGCCUAUCAUUUAGAAGUAUUGCAGUCAUGUGUGUUUUAGUUCAAAACCAAGGAAGCCCUCAGCAAGAUGGAGUGGAGAGAAUUAUAUUGAAAAUCUCCAUUCAGUAAUCCAAAGCCUGUUAUGUUGAACGACCUCUGGAUACAGACCAUUGAUUCUGUUCACUGACAGUGCAGUGCAUUAGCAAUUACUGCUCCGAUUGCAUGGACAAACACAAAGUAACCAUGGCUAACAAAAUGGAUACAGACUCAUCAUGAUGGUUAAUAUUGGGACUGCAGGUGUUAUCUGAGAUGUGCAUAUUCUGUCUAGCCAGGUUACAGUUUUAGCAGCCCACCCAUUACUUUUUGUAUAGGGAUGGUAAAUGAGGCCAAGCUUGGUACAGUUCUGGGACCCCUGUCUAACCCCUGGGCCCUAUGCAACUGCCCUAGGGCGCCUCAUGAAUAAUUAUGCUAUGUCCACAGAGUACUGCCAACAAACAAAGCUGGGGAAUAUAGGGCUUGGGAAAUAAUUCAUUUUAGAAUUGUAUCUGUGAUAUAAAUUUAAGCAGAGAUUCCUCUAGUGACUGCAUCAUUGUAGUGACUCACUUAAUUGAUUUGCCUAUAUUUGUCACACGGUUAUAUCCACGCUGAUGAAAGAGUGGAAAAACAAUAAGGUUGUGGGUUAUUUUUGUUUUUCUAGAAUAUUUUUUAAUGUGGAUAUCCUUACAGUAGUGUUUGCCAUUUCAUACAGGACAGGAUGUUUCGUAGAGUUUGUGGGCUAUUGGCUGACUAGUUUAAAUGUCUGUAUCGGUGCUCUUAAAUGUUCAUUUAAAAUGUGUUGGGCCAUGGUAUUAAUUGUAUUGUGCAUUAAACAAAAGGGAAAACUUUGAUAGGUCCUUUACAAAUAAAUCCAACGUUUUGAGUAGAGGAUUUCAACCCAUUUGUGUGGAUCAUUGCAAAGACAGAAAAGAAAAUUGUUUAUAAAAAAAGUAUUGAGAAUAUAAGCACACAAAAAUUAUAAGAAUGCAGACAGCUGCAGGCAGACAGGUCCACCAUUUCGUGAGAGCAGUCAUGCGCAUUGCAAAAUGGAAGUUAAACCAUUUCACACUCUUUGUGGUUUUGUUUUUCUCAACCACAAUGAAAACAAGCAAUGAACGUGCACAUAUUUUGUUUGAUGUGUUUUCCUACAGGAAUAAUGUAAACGUUCACAAAAUUGUAUGGGUAUUCUAUAAGGGUAAUAGACUUGUUGGAUGAAUUUUUACUCUACAAUAUAUAGGCAUUUGUAGAUAGAUCUGAACCCAAAUUAUGUUCACAACCAAGUUGCAAGUGAUUAAAAUGUCACAAGGGUUGCUAUUUGCGUGGGAAAGUAGCUCAUUUCAAAUCUAAUCUUAGUGAAGGGGGCUCUGGGAAAAUGUCACCGGCCCAGGUACUGGAAUAAUGCUGAUUUCCAGUGAUCAUUUUGGGCUUUUCAUUUAAUAAGAUCUGAUGGUUUUGUUUUUUUAUGUAUAGUAUAUAAGAAAAUAUAUGUAUGUAUUGUCUUUAUUCUACAAACUGUACCUCCAUCCAAGUAUUCCUAGUUCUAUUGUAUCUGUGUAUUUCCCAGAGUGGGCUCUAGAAUCCAAGAAAUUACAUAACCUCUUUACUGUCCAAUCUUGAAAGUCAUCAAUAUGGGGAGCAGAGAGCCUCCUGAUGUGUGGUUUGUGGUCGAAACCUUGAGUGCAAGGAGCAAUUUUUUUUUUUGUUUUGCUUUGCACAAAGCGUGUUAUAAAAAAACAAACAAAAGAAAAAAACCACUGUACAAGGUGAGGAAUGAGAAGGCGGGACAGAGCUUAGUCUUAAAACAGCACUCCGUUCCUGGAGUCAGGGCUCAUGAACAAAGUGUGACUCAGCAGCAUGUACAGAGCUUGUUAAUCUUCAACAGACAGGUGAGCUGAUCAAGGAAGGCAACACUUGAUAUAUGGCACGAAAGUAUAAUGCAAGAAGAGCGAUAGUUGUCAGGUAUCAGAGACAUAUAAAAUGGUUAGACAUGGAGGUGAUAUAGGAAUUUUAGAUUUAAAACCGAAAAUAGCCAGCUGGCAGUUCUUCGUCUAUUGUCGAUCUACAACUCAUGUCUAGCUAGACUGUGCCAGAUAAAUGCUUUGUUCAUCUGGAAAGGAACUAGAUUAGGGGUAGGCAACAUUCGGCACUCCAAAUGUUGUGGACUACAUCUCCCCUGAUGCUUUGCCAGCACUAUGACUGUAAGAGCAUUAUGGGACAUGUAGUCGACAGCAUCUGGAGUGCUAAAGCUUGCCUACUCCUGAACUAGACUAUUCCGUAUGAAUGAGCUUUAAGAGUGACCAUGUAUGUAUUGUACCCUAAAGGUGACCGUUACAGCUUUGAAAACCCGCAUUACUAGGGAAUUUCAAAGAAUUAUUAUUUUUUUUUUUACUUAUCUACUGCAGUUUGUUUAGCGCUUCCUUGAUGUAAUUGCCCAGAGGUGAAUCAUGACAUUCUCACUAAUAACAUUUUAUGAAUAAUAUGAAGAAUUAAAGACUAAUUAUAGUCUUACCUUUUCAUAUGUAUGUAACAUACUCACCUUGAAUAUACACAAAGUGUAAUUUUCUUAAAAUAUGUAUAGGAAAUAGGCAAUAUCUAGACUUUAUUGCCCAAUACUUUAAAAACAUUUUUUUAUUUUUUUUUAGUAUUCUAAUAUUUUUCUUUGCAUUGUUUUAUUCUUGUUAGUUUGGCUUUUUUGUAUCCCAGCUAAAUGGUUUUAAUUGUAUUUGCUAUGAAAUGUACAUACAUAUACAUUGGUUAACUCUUCUAUAUUUGUGCAUGCCUUUAUCUGUUCCACAUUUAGACUACUUAUAAAGUGGACUGAUUCUCAAAAUGUACAAUUAGUACAUUUAGUCAACUUCUAUAUUAAAGACAUGAUCAACAUUGUUGACAGGUCACAGUGCUGCACACCAGCCUGAGUGAUAAAGUGGGAUAUUAUUCAGUAUUUCAAGCUAAGUGGAGCCCGUGACAGAGCCUAUUUAAGACCGUUUCUAUUCUUGUUGCUAAAGUAACUGAGACAAAAGGUGCUACACCCAGCUUGGCAGGUAAUAAAACUUGCUUUUUGUGAGUAGCAGCCCACCUACAAUACAUUCAGGUAGUACACAGCCUCAGCAUUCAGUUUCGCCAUCAAUCAUAAAUCCCCCUAUGUUUUACUGGUCACAAUCAAGAGCAAUGAUUAUUUGACAAUGGGACCAAAGACUACUAAUUACAAAAUAAUGGACUGUCUCCCUUGGGAAUACCAUGUACUAACAGCAGUAACCAGACUGAUGAACAGCAGGCCCGUCUGGCUAUACAAUUAGUAUAUAAUUGUGUGUUGUACAUUUAUAGGUCACUCAUGAGAAGACCUUAAUUAAAAAGUGAAUGAUAUAUUGUAUGACACUUUAACUUGCAUAAAAAAGGAGUAUGCCAUUUCUCAGCUUUUGUUGACAUGCAAUUACCACAUCCUUCGUUCCAAACAUGGCAGUGAAAUUCAUUUUUCCUGAUAUACCAUUUUAGGGCUAUAUGUUUACAAUUGCAUUCUUGCCAAAAAAGUACUGACUAUAAGAUGGAUCAUCUUAACUGCUGAUUGUUCCAGUUCUAAAAACUUUGUCUUGUCAUUGCUUUUUAUAAAUAACCCUCUUAAGUGCACUAAGUAUAGAAUAUUUGAUGCCUAUUGAAAUCUCUGGGUUGACUCAGCCUUUUAACAAUAAUAGGAGAACCUCUUAAGCUGGCUGAUAACCUGUUCACAGUAAGACCUAAUUUAAAAUCUAGAUAACUCUACAUCAAUCAAAAAUUCCCAACCGCAUUUUAUCAAGAACAUUAUGCAUGGAAGGAAAAUGUCUUCUAAUAUUUCAGGACCUUUCUAAAACUGUUCUGGACUAAGUCAUUAAAAAAACAAAGGACACAGAAUCCACUUCUCAACACAUUUUAUUUUGUAUUUUAUCAUACAUGAGAUUGCACUUUCAUUAUUAAAAUGUUUCACUCUUUGAGUAUGGAAAUGGUUAACUCAUCCAAAAACACAUUCCUUGCCCUGCAUUAUGGCCUUAAAACCGAUAAAGGUAGAUAGGAUUAUACAAACAUAUUAUUUCUCAAUAGCUUUAGCUUUCACAUAUUGGAAACUGUUUUAAUUAUUUUUUUUUCCUGGAGAACAAAAGCAGAGAGUUAGGAGCGGUUAAAAGCAAAGAAAGGCCAGCUUGCCACAGUCUAUAGAGUAAACGUAAGGAGAAUCUGAAUGGAAGAAGGAGGAAAGGUAUUGAAAGAACGUUGUCAGGUGCCUUUCCACUUGGGUGAACUUGUAACCUCCAUGAGCUAGGCAGGCUAAUAAGAGAAGGCAGUAUUUGUAUUUCUUUGAAUGCAGGGUUUUGGAUAUAGUUAUUAUUUCUUCUGUGCUCCACAUACCUAAGAGUUUGACGUAUAGGUUUAUAGUAAGGGAUUUACGAUACCGGGAGACCUGUAUAAUGUUUGAUUACUUUUAUUUACAGCUCUUCAGCAGUGCGUAAACAAACCAAACCGUAAUGAAUUUUAAAAGAAAGUGAACAUAAUUUUAAUUUACACCAGCAAUAUCUGUCUGAAUUAUUAAAUGGACACAAUUUUGUGUCUUUUUUUUGUUUGUUUGUUUUUUUCUUCAGUAAAUAUUUUCUGUGAAAUUUUAAGCCCUUGAUGUAUUUGUAGGUUUGUCUGUGGUGCAUUCAAAAGUCACCAGACAAAGACCCAUGUGAAUGUCUUAAUAUCUUCAUAUGUAUGUGUGUGUGUAAUCUUUGAGGUGUUUUUUUGUUUGUUUGUUUUCGUCAAUGCUGAGCAGUUUACUGAAUACUGUAUUCAUCUGUUUUACAGAACCAAUGCCUUAAUUCACAUUUUUUUUUAUAUUUACAUUGUCCACAGCUACCGACCAGUUAUGCUCCUGCAGAAUGACUGCAUCAGUUUCCAGAAGUACUCUUCCUACACCAAUGAGGAGGAAGCCUGGUCAAAAUAUUUAGAGAAUCCCAUGACUGCAGCUAGCAAAGCCAUGAUGAGAGCAAAUGGAGAUGAGGAUGGUGUAACUGCAUUGAGCUUUCUCUACGACUAUUAUAGGGUAACUAUUCUGUGUUCAACAUUAGAUUGGAAGACUUAUUCCUGAAUAAUGAUUAAUUCAGAUUACAGACAUAUUAUUUUACAUUACAUUGGAAGAAAUAUGACCUUGAAGAGUUCACCUCACAGUACAUUAACGUCUGGCAUUUUCACCUUUACCUUAAUAAAUACAAACAUUAUUAAAAAUAAAUAUAGGGUUUCCUUCAUUAAAAUUGGGUAUAUCUGAACAUUUCAGACAUGCUUCAUAUAUUGUGUCCCAUAUCUACAAUGAGGCCGUCCUUCUGUUACAGGAACUGGUGAAGGUAUCUGCUGUAGUUUUAGAUUUCAACCACAGUAUUUUUUAUUUAAUCUUUAUAUUUUAGGUCCCAAAAGAAAAGCGAAUUAUUUCUCCAGGUUCAACAGGACGCUGUGAGCAAGUGAAAAGGUGGGUUAAUUUAACAGCUCCUUGAGAUCGUUUAAAAUAUAUGUGAACAUUUAUUUAAAAAAAAAAAAAAAAAAUUAACUCUAUUUUUUUCCCUUUAUUUUAGGAAUUGUGUUGAAUAUGAAACUGACAUUUCAUCUUUUGAAAAUUCAAACCAGCUCAUGAAAUUUAUUUCUGAUAAUACAUCCACUACUCAAGACUACACAGAGACAAAUAAAAAAAACAGUUACUUAUCUCUAGACUGUCUUAUAAACCCCAGCAAAAUGACUUUAUCACAGAGCAACAGCAAGCUAGACAACAAUAACCAUGAAGAUUUCAUGGCAACGUCUUGUGAGGUGUACGAAAAAAACCCAUUGAACUCACUCUUCGAACCAUUACAAGUAGCAACAUCACAACAAAGAUGGCAACCAGACAGCACAUUCAAAGAAGACACUCCCACAGAGGUAGAAUAGUUUUCAAAAUUCAAAGCAUCAGCAGUACAUAAAGAUUUUUUUUUAAUAAACAUUUAGGUGUUUCUCCUCCAAUAACAUUCCUCUGUUUUCUUGGCAGCCAAUGAUAUUCAGUGAAAUUCUAAGGAGUCAAUCCGAAUCCACUUGCUCUGAAGAUUAUCUCCCAGCAGAAGCAAAUUGGUGAGCAUCUUUAAGUGGAGAAUGGCUAAUAAGCUAAAAUGGGCAAUGCAAAAUCUAUUUACAACUCUACAUCAUGUAGAGCAACCAUUGUCUAUGGAUACAGAUAAAUAGAUAUAGCUUUACUAAUUGAUUAUUUAGCUUUUGCUUAACUAUACCAACAAAUGUAUAUGUUAAUGCAUUGACAUUCUAGGUAAACAUUGGAGUUGUUCCCCAAUUUUUGUUGAUCUGUAGUCCUGGUACCUUUCCUUAUUUAAUGACAAUUCUUGUCCAAGUUACAAUUAUUUGAUUUGCUAAACUCUCCAUAGGACCUUUUAUAUUAUUUUUUUUUUUUUUACAUAUGUUUUAUUUAUUCAUGGAAGUAGGGCAUUCUGGAAUGCUGUGCUUAGUAAAACAAAGUUUCACUAUAACUGAUUUAGAUGCCAUUGUCGGUUAUACCACAUAUAGACAUAUUGUGGAUCAUCCAUGACCAGUUCAUGUACUACAUGCGGAAAUUCAGCUUCAACAGUAAAUCAAAGUAUUAAUUGAUGCUGUUUUUAACACUGCUUUUGUCCCCUGCUAUCUUUGCAGUGACUUUGAAUAUACACUGGAAUCCCCUAAAGCUAUUCAAGUGAAAUCUGGAGAUUCGCCAAUGGCCUAUCUCAACAAAGGACAGUUUUAUCCUGUCAACCUCCGAACUGCAGAGAUCAGAAAAUGUUCGCAACACUCUUCCAACAAAGUAAAGGUAUUUGCAAUGUUUCCUAUAAAAUGAAACCUAUUCUUUGUACUCUAUUUAGUCAUUGUGGUCUGACAAUAAGCAAGUUUUUGAAAAGUCAGAGCAUGUGCACUUAUUAAGGUGGGGCAAAACUGAGUUUAGACAACUAUAGGGUGUGUUGCUGUACAUGUUACAAUAAGCCUGAAUUGUACAGAAUUUGGCAAAUAAAAGCUCUGGCACAUCUUUAACUGAACUUUUAAGUGUCCAUCCUAUAUACCUGAAAACCAGUAUUUGAAGUUCAACUAUUUAUGUUUAAAGGAGCAUCAUCAAACCUCGAAACAGUUAAUGACUCACAGUCGGUCAACACAACAAGAUCAAUUAGGAAUUUUGUGUAUAUAGAAUCACACAUUGAACAAACUCUCGUAUAAAAGUGACCUACUGGAUUUAACAAAUGUAGCUAAUUCUGAAAGUUUAGCAAAAUUAUAUGACUCAUUGAAAAUACAAAUCUUAUUUUUCAGGGCAAAUAAAAUGAAAAGUGUACCAGUUCUGUUUGCAUAUCAUUAUAUGUCUGCCCUGAUAAACUACCUCCUAUUCAGUUUUUGUAAAAAGACUGUGGCUGAAUAGAAGUCACUUUUCAUGUGUACAUAGCAAGCUAUUUACGUUUUCCUAUUUGAAUUAGGAUUGGAUUGAUAGAGAACCUUGUGCUUACUCUCCCAUAAUGUGCCUUUUUACAGUGGGAUGUGUGCAUUGGAGUAGUAUUCAGAGAAUCCUUAUUUUAUUUUUAUUUAUUUUUUUGUAUGUAUGUUCACCUAUAAUAUGUCAAACUAAUUCAUAAAGGUGUCAAGUAUUUUCAUUCUGAGCAUGUGCUAAGGCAGAGAUUUAUAUGAUUUCCUUUGGAUGAGCAAUCUGUGGGACAUUGAUACUUAUUUGUUUCAAAAUCAUCUCUCAGUAUUUACCAGAUUAUAAGCAAAUUUAAGUUUGUUUUUUUAAAGCAGCUUACAAUCAAUGUUGAAAACAGGAAACGGUCAUAUUUGUGGUCUUACAAUGUAAUGUGGUCCUCAAUGUCAAUAACUUAAUCUUGUAUUCUGUAUUAAUAUGCAAAUGUUAUUGGAUACUUCUAAUCUCAAAGUUGGGCAUUCCAUAACUCCUCUAACUAUGGUUCAUUGCCAAACCGUACAGGUUGUUAUACUUAGCUUCUACCUUUCCAUUCUUUAGAGUGUUGUGAUGGUGGUCUUUGACAAUGAAAAAAACCCAGAAGAACAGCUGAAACGUUGGAAUCAUUGGCAUUCAAGACAACCAACUGCCAAGCAAAGGGUCAUUGAUGUUGGUAUGUUCAGCUAUAUUUGAUACAUCAAAUUGUCUUACAACAUACAUAUUGAUAUAUCUUAUAUUCUUUUCUUAAGCUGAUGAGCAAUGAUCUGUAGAUAUACUGCCUUUUCAAGCUUUCUUAACGUUCUCCUAUCAGCUUCAGAAAACAUGAUAUUAUUUUAGUUUGUUUUAUUACCUAAUAGGUAGUUAAAUUAUGUAGCUUGUUCUUUCCUAGAUAGAAACAUAGCACUAUAUCCUUCUGUGGUUUUACAUGUGAGCAUAUUUCUUACAUUUUGUGAAUGUGCCUUAUAGCUGACUACAAAGAAAAUUGUAACACCGUCGAAAGCAUCGAGGAAGUGGCGUACAAUGCAUUAUCUUUUGUGUGGAACAUCAAUGAAGAAGCAAAGGUAUGAAUAACUGAGAACCUGCCUGAUCUGUUAGCUGUUUUUACUGCUUAAUUAGAGAUUUCAAACUUAAGUCAAAAACACAGGUAAUCCUGACUACCUUAGCAACACUACACACAACUAACCUUAUUUGAGGAUUGUGUCACACAACUGUUGCUCACUUAACACUUCUAUCUACAUAAAGAAAAACACUUCAAAGGGAAACUUGCAGUGACAUCUUAAACCUAACUGACCUUGUGUAUGAGGAAAAAAACACACUUUGGAACAAUGCGUUGCCUAGAUGAAAUCCGAGAUUAGUACUUGGCAGAGGGAGAAACUGUUGGGACACUUUCCAUGUAACCAUUGUUCCCAGGAGAAUAUAGGAUAAUUUAGGGUGGGUUCACUGCCUGAGGUUAUUUUUAAAUGUUAAAAUCUCUAGGGAUUAAAUCAAUGGAGGGAAGCCAGCAGCAGUUAGAAAUGCUGACAUGGAAACCGUUAAGUUCAUUGACAUUGUUUGGCAUAUGCUUGGUUUCCGUGAUGCAGUUUAGAAAGAGACCAUUUAGUGAGAGUUGUUGUUGUGGGUGUGUGUGGUGUUUUUUUUUUUUCAGUCUUUCUAGUAACUAUCAUACACCUAUCCACACUAUAGAACAUAGACAGACAUUAUUUUAAACAAUGUUUAAUCACCCGCAUUAAGUCAUUUUUAGCUUAGCUAAGAUGAACCAUGUUCCCUUAGCUUAUGGAGUCGGCAAUACUGGUAAAUUGUAAAAUAAUGAUGGUCAAUCAGAUAAUAUGGCAACAAAGCAAACUUAGUAAGUAAAUCUGAAAUUUUGUAGAGAUCACCGGAAAAUCUGCAAUCACUGCAGAUUUCGAACUUCAUUUGUUUAUCACCCUAAUUACUCAUAGAGGGGAACAGUUGCUUUUUACUUAAAGUUAUUGCUCUUCUAUGAUAUACAUUGUGCUCUGUUUUUGUUUGUUUGUUUUACAUUACUUUAUAUGUUGAGUUAGAGAAAUUUAAAUGUAUAACAAUGGGUACAUGACUCUAUGUGAAACCAUACAUCUUUCUGUUUUCAGAUAUUCAUUGGUAUCAACUGUCUGAGCACAGACUUUUCUUCUCAAAAGGGUGUGAAGGGUGUGCCUUUAAAUCUCCAGAUUGAUACCUAUGACUACGACACUGGAGUAAAAAGGCUCAUUCAUCGCGCUGUCUGCCAGAUCAAAAUAUUCUGUGAUAAGGUAUGACUAUGAAAGAUUCUGUUUUCUUUCACAAAACAGUAGGAAAAAGUGUUUUGUGUGUAUAGUAUAAAUGUAGUAGAAUGUUGGUUGUCAAAUAUAUAGUUUAUUCAUUUACUAAAUUUUUUAUUUUUACAGGGUGCAGAACGAAAGAUGAGGGAUGAAGAACGCAAACAGUUUAGGCGAAAAGGAAAGUGUACAGAUCCUAGCAGCAAAGGUAUGAGUUAGAAAUAUCUAAAUUUCUAUCUUUUUUCUAAAACAUGUAAACACACAUGUACUAACAAAUUAUAAGAUUGUGCAAUGUCACUCAUAUCUGUGAUCACCUAGAUGUGCCUGUUUGUAUUUGCUGUUUUGUUAGUGGAUUGAGGUGAUGGGUCUCAUGGAGUGCAUAAAUUGAGUUGAGAUUAACAGAUAUUCUUUGUCAAGCCAAGUGUGUUGUGUGCUUUCCUGCUUUGUUUUAGAAUAUCUAAAAGAGGUUACUUCUGCACAGUAUUAACAUGUGAACUAUUUAUUUUCGAUCUAAUAGUGAUUUUCUUUUUUUAAUCCCCCCUCCUCACUUAGACAUAAAGACCCCAGUGCUCCCAGGUUACAGGGGGACAGACAUCACUUAUCUGAGACCGGUGACAGAUAUGGAAUCUCAGCCUGUUUUGUUCAUCCCCAACGUCCAUUUUUCCAAUCUACAAAGAUGUGGGAUAGUAAGUAUAUUGUUUUAAAGUAUAUUUCAAUAUUUGUUUUGCAAUAAAACAAAAUAACACCUUCCACCUAUCUAGCUGUUUAAAAUGUUAAUGAUUAAAACAAAGCACUUGGCAAAAUUACCUGUUGUGUAUACUCCAUUUUUGAAAAUACCUGUCGUGUGUGUGUGUGUGUGUGUAUGUAUGUGUGUGUGUAUGUAUAUAGAGAGAGAGAGAGAGUCCCGCUCACCAUUCAUGUAAUAAUAAAAUACAUGUGUUUUUAUGAAUGUGUGUGUGUGUGUGUGUAUAUAUAUAUAUAUAUAUAUAUAUAUAUAUAUAUAUAUAUAUAUAUACACACACACACACACAUACAUAGUUUGUGCAUUUGCUCUAUUCUGCAACCCAAUCAUUAAUUUUUUUUUAUAUUUGUUUUAAUUUUUAUUCAAACUGUUUCCAAGGGGAAACAAAAGUCAUGUUUUGCUGGUUGAACAGCAGCUGCAGGAAUCUGACAAGACAAACAUGUCUUUCAUUUAAAGGAUUUAGCUCUAAGGCGUCCAGGACUAGUGACAAUACUUGCCCUUUUAAACACAGACACCAUGGAAGCUGUAUAGAAUGUACUUUACACAUAUCAUUAUUUUAGCAUUUGUGGAAUUGAUCUGAUUUUUUUUUUUUUUUUCUUUAAGGUACUUCCUGCUAUUACAGAUAAUAACGACAGGUAAGAUUUGUGGAAAUGUAAAUUAUGUUUAUGAAAUGCACUACACGGAUGUAUUUGAGAUUUCCAAAGAAUGUUUUCAGGCUAUAAACAUGUCAUCUAGAAAUUAUUGUAAACAUUGAGCACAAGAUAUAAGUUAGAUAUUCUAUUUGCUUUUUACAUGUCUUGGGUUAGUUCUGUCCAAUCUGAAUACUAUUGGUCUGUUGACAUGCUAGGUUUCCAAGCAAACACAUAGUUUUCAUCAUGGCCUUGCUUAGGGAUUACUUGAUUAAAUUACUUUUUUUUUUUUAACCUUUUUGCCAUUUUGGUGCAUCUCUGUAGCAGAGUACAUAAGUGCAGUUUCUACCCUAAAAAGCUAUUAAGCUUUUGGAAAGAGAGAAAUUGAUUUUUAUAUUGUUGUCACAAAGAACACGGAAUCAGGCAAGGAUCUACAACUUGAGAGGUAGCAUUCUUGAAAUUUUACCGCCAUAUGUAGAAUUAUUCAGACUUUGUGAUAAAAACUUCCAUUUUGAAAAACAUCAUACCUCUUAUAGGAAAUUUAAAAAAAGAAAAAGUGUAACACAGCAUUCUCCCCAAUACUUUUUAAUAUGUAUUUCAGAUGAGCAGGCAUUAUUAAAGAUUAUAAAAACUUUGUCCAUUUAUAUCAAGUUCUUCUAUGUUUCCAGGUUGGCAAUGAAGAGAAGUUGCUCUUCAUUUACAGAAGGGUUUGAUGUGCCACCAUCCAAGAAGCUGCAAAAUGAAAGUUCUCCAAGAGGUAACAUCUCAUCUUAUAUUUCUAGAAGAAUUCUACAAAAUGCAUCCUGCAUAAUUUUCCUAUAGGAAAUAAUCUAUUUACAAAGUUACUUAGUGGUAUAGCCUAAGUAAGAUUCAAGUCCAAGCUAAUCCUUUCACACAUCUGUUUCUGAGGCUGGGACCUUUCCAAAUUAAUUUAAGGAACAAUUUAAAAUAAAGAAUUCUCUAAACAAUAAUGUAAAUAAAGCUGGUAACUUGUUUUCAGGAAUUAGUUUUACUUUCUAAAUUGGAGAUUCCUCUAAAAUAAGUCAAGUAGACUUUGGGUAUUCUAUAUAUUUAUCUUCAAAGCUUGAUUAUGGUAUAUUGAGUUUUACUAAAUUUGUACUUUUUUUUCUUUCUUUCUUUCAGUAUUAUUAUAUGUAAGAAGGGAUUCAGAAGAAGUGUUCGAUGCCCUAAUGUUAAAGACCCCUGACCUCAGUGGUUUAAGGAAUGCGGUAAGUUGAUGGCAUCUUUCUAGCAGUUUUUAUUUAGGUUCUAUGAAAUGUACAAUGACUAUGAUUGUCUGCCAUAAAGAGUGUGGAAGAACAUCACAGAAGUUGUACUUCAUGAAAAACUCUAGAUAACAUCUAGAAUAUCUGUUUGACUUUUUGAUUUGCUUACCUGUUUUGGCAGUUAAUGUAAACCUUGGGCCUGGCUAUUUCUUACAGUAUAAGACCUACCGUACUUGAAAUAAUGUGAUGCAAAUUACUACAAUCAGUAUAUUAAUUAAGGGAAUGGAACCAUCCCAUUGUGAUGGGAUUUUAAACCUUUGAAGAAUUAGGCUCAAAGUACGACUUUGAUGUGCCCACUGAUAGAAAGCGGUGAAAGCUAACAAAUGCUUGUGUGUGUUUUGUAGUUGUCUAUAAUUUGAUUCAAGUACAUGGUUAAAUGCAAUGCUACAUUUCAUACUAACGUGUAACAACACAUUUGACAGCUCUCAGAAAAAUAUGGUUUACCAGAAGAAAGGAUCUCCAGAGUCUAUAAGAAGUGUAAACGAGGGUAAGUACUAUAUGCUAAAUAUUCAAUAUGUACAUAUAUAAUCCAAAAAGCUGCAUCAAUCAAAUCCCUUUCUUAUUUAACAUAGUUAGUAUGAGUAAAUAAAAUUGUAUUUCCCCCAUGUUAAAUUAAUAUGGAAAUUUACAAAAACAAAUGACAGCCAAUUUGAAGAGAAAACCAGUAUUGGUGAUCUAAUUUCAAAACGAUCACUGUGGUAAAGUCGUGGUGCCUGUUUGGCCUUUAGAAAAUAAUAAAAAUCUAUAAAUAUACUCAUUCUGUUGAAAAUAAUGAUACAAUCAGUUCUGCAAGCUCGUUGACUUUGUGAAAGAACAGCUAAUGCACUGUUGUUACUGGCACUUGUCCAGAUAUGUCCCUCCCUAAGAGAUGAAUUGAUGGCUGGCUGCAUUACACAAUAAUCUUUGCAAAACAAGUCACGCAUCUCAAAAAAGAUGUAGAAAAUAAACCGAUUUAGUCUCAAUUGUGCACUAGUGACAGUGUUUGAAUAUUUACUUUUUUGAAUCUCUUUUAUGUUGGGUUUGCUAAACUGGGUGAUCUCGGUCUUUAUUGUUAAUACUGAAUAUUUAUUUUUCUCUUUAAAGAAUAUUGGUUAAUAUGGACAACAAUAUCAUCGAGCAUUACAGCAACCAUGUGGCUUUUCUGCUGGACUUUACGGAAAUAGAAGGAUGCAUACAAGUGACACUUAAGGAAAUCUAGAUGUAAAAUCACUGGACCGUGUACAAAUCAAACACUCCUGAGCCAGGAGAUGAGACUCGGUUAAGCAGACCACACCACUCCGUUCUUGCACUUGGCACAAGUUUGAAGAAAACAUAUCAACAAAGUAUUUUGAACCUUCAACUUUCAUGGAUUGUAUUGUGGGUCUUUGCCAUGAACGAAGAUCGCUCUGUCCAGAAGGGUCUUUUAUAAAGCUUUGAAUUAUUUUUAUUUUUUUUUGUCUUCUGACAAUUGUGGACUUUUGCCCUGCAUUGCAAACCGAAAUGUUACAGUUGCAAUUUCUGCAACCAUACUGCUCUGACUAUCUAUGUCCUUGCUUUUACCUUUAUGGAUAUACCAUAACUUUUACCUCCUAUUAUUGCAUCACACAACCGUAUAAGAGGAAACCCCUGUUUCAAAAAUAUUUAUGAAGCCUAUAAACAAAAAAUAUAUUAAAAGAAGAACUCUACAUCACAGUCUGGUUCAGGAAUCUUUCCAAGGGUACAUAGAUAUUCUAACCAAUUAUCCACUUUAGUAACAUGCAUUUGGAGAGGGCUGAGUUAUCAUAACCCCUUUUAUUUCUUUAAUGCAGCUAUACCAUAUGGUAUACCUCUUACCCAGGCCAGUUAUGAGCAUGUGCACUAACUAAUGUACACUAGAACAGUAAUUUUCCCCUGACUUUGUCCUUCUAUAUAGUACCAAAGAGAACGGACAACUGUGAUGUAAAAAUUUUAAAUAUUUAGCUGCUAUUUUACUGACUGCCCCAGAAUUCAAAAUUAAAUAUGUGCAUCAGAAUUUGUUUAACGGUUCUACAUUGCAAUAUAAUCUGAGACAAUUCUGCAGAAAAUGUAAAAACUGUCUCUCCACCCAUCUUUGUGUGAUAAAGUUUAAAAUCGGGAUUACGAAGUUCUAGAUAUUUAUAUUUUGUCCUACUUCUUGCCAUGCCUGAAAAACAUGUACUCGUUUUUCAGCACACAUCACUUUUUCUACAACACGACUGAAACAUUUAUCUUGUUUCAAACAGCAUUGUCAUUUUCUAUCAAAAAUUUUCAACAAGCACGGGUUGUGUUUUAGACGCACAUUUGUUUAUUUAAACAGCUGCCAGUUUUGUCUGAAAAGGCCCAUCGAAGUGAAACAAAAAAGUUAGUUUUAUACAUUUCUGUUUUUAAUAUCUUAUUUUAAAUAUGUUUUUUGUAAAUAUUGAGAUUUUUUUUGUAUGUGUUUUAAUAUGCAAAUAAUUUUUUGUUCAUUUAAAAAAAAAAGUUGUUCAC
Messenger RNA from Pelobates cultripes (western spadefoot toad), 17791 nucleotides. The record is from the annotation of a GenBank genome assembly. Lineage: Eukaryota; Metazoa; Chordata; Amphibia; Anura; Pelobatidae.